AUGAAAUACGAAAAAGAAUCAGUUGCUGGUGAAUUUAUCAAAAUGUUGAAAAAAUUAAAUGAAAUUAAUCAACCAGCAUUUACACCUAGUUCAUUCAAGGAUGCUUUCAAAAAACAUGUUGGAAUUCAAAAAAAUUUUAAUGUUGAUGAUCAACAAGAUUCACAAGAAUUUUUGACAGUAUUAUUCAAUGAACUUCAUAAUGAUUUAAAAAUGGAAAAUGAUGGAAUUUUAUCAGAAGAGCGUUCGAUUAUCAAAGAUACUUUUGAAAUGACAGUGAGACAAAAAAUUCUAUGUCGAUCUUGUCUCAAUGAGAAUGAUUCUAGAAAAACAGAAUAUAUUUUAUUGGCUCCUCUACCAGCUGAAGACGAUAUUUCACUUGCUAAUUGUCUUAAGAAAUAUUUCGAGGAACAACCAUUGGAUAAUACAAAUUGUGCAGUUGAUGGUUGUGGUAGUCAAAGUCGUACAAUAAUAUUGGAACCACUUGAACUUCCACCAAGGAUUAAAGAUGAAUAA
Messenger RNA from Aphidius gifuensis, 513 nucleotides. RefSeq names its product putative ubiquitin carboxyl-terminal hydrolase 50. Gene Ontology annotation, biological process: protein deubiquitination. Gene Ontology annotation, molecular function: cysteine-type deubiquitinase activity. The transcript is spliced from 5 exons. Lineage: Eukaryota; Metazoa; Arthropoda; Insecta; Hymenoptera; Braconidae. Bases 1 to 513 code for a protein of 170 amino acids. The record is from RefSeq and is a predicted model, not a curated record.